This is a messenger RNA of Limulus polyphemus (Atlantic horseshoe crab), 539 nucleotides long. RefSeq names its product inactive hydroxysteroid dehydrogenase-like protein 1. Gene Ontology annotation, molecular function: oxidoreductase activity. The annotation marks the transcript as partial. The record is from RefSeq and is a predicted model, not a curated record. Lineage: Eukaryota; Metazoa; Arthropoda; Merostomata; Xiphosura; Limulidae. Gene Ontology annotation, cellular component: endoplasmic reticulum. The transcript is spliced from 6 exons.
UGGUCACUGGUGGUACUGAUGGCAUUGGAAAAGCCUAUUGCAGGGAACUUGCUGCACGUGGACUGAACAUCGUCAUCAUUAGUCGCAGCAUGGAUAAGUUAAGAGUCACUGCAGAGGAACUGGAGAAAGAUUUUGGUAUUGUCACCAGCAUCAUCCAAGCUGACUUUACAGAAGGUACCAGGGAUCUGUAUUUAAACAUAAAGGAACAACUGGGAGACAAAGAAAUAGGAAUUUUAGUCAACAAUGUAGGGGUGAUGUAUGACUACCCAAGUUUGUUUCUUGAAGUUCCUGAAACAAAAAUCUGGCAGUGUAUAAAUGUCAAUAUGAUGUCAGUAACUAUGAUGACUUAUAUCAUUCUGCCUGAGAUGGUCAAAAGGAGAAGAGGACUUGUCAUCAACAUGUCAUCCACUUCAUCCUUCUAUCCUCUUCCACUGAUGGCAGCGUACUCAGCUUCAAAGGUUAAGAAUUUUAAGCGUGAGAACAACGGUGACCAACAUCACUCUGCUGGUUACUUGGAAAGCGAGCAAGGAGUGGUGUGA